CCGAAGCUACUAUCUCCCCCUGUCUCUCUAUCUCUCCCUCCCACUUCGUCUGUCGCAUUUCAGUGAAAGCCAGAGGAGAGACCCUCGGGGUCGAAGGUUCUGCCCUGCCCGCCACGACCUUAGCCUGUCAAGGUAUCGAAAUCCAACCUAUUUCCCGCGGAAUAUCGUUCCAGAUCACGCAGAGAGCUCUCCGCGACACAUUUCGGACCGCGGAAGAAGAUGGACGAGUCCUGAUUCACCAUUCCUCUGGAGGAUGCUGCCACGUGAGUUGGAACCCGGACCACUGUGACCUGCUCAUGUCCCCUUCAACUAAGCCAUGGCUCACAGGAUCACGUCUCAGAGCAAGGCCAGCAUUUCGGUGGAUGAGUACAGCACUAACCCCACGCAAGCUUUCACCCACUACAACAUCAACCAGAGCCGUUUCCAGCCGCCACAUGUCCACAUGGUGGAGCCCACCCCCUACGAUGCCCCCAAACCUGCAGGUCACACUCGUUUUGUCUGUGUCUCGGACACACACUCAAGGACAGAUGGCAUCCAGAUGCCGUACGGCGACGUCCUGCUCCACACGGGCGACUUCACAGAGCUGGGCCUGCCAUCUGAGGUUAAGAAGUUUAAUGACUGGCUAGGUAGUCAGUCUUUUGACACCAAGGUUGUCAUCGCUGGGAACCACGAGCUGACCUUUGAUAAGGACUUUAUGUCAGAGCUGGUCAAGCAGGACUACUACCGUUUCCCCUCCAUCUCCAAGUUGAAACUUGAGGACUUUGACAAUGUGCAGUCUAUGCUCACAAACUGUAUUUACCUCCAAGACUCAGAAACCACAGUCAAGGGAUUCAGGAUAUAUGGUGCACCCUGGACCCCCUGGUUUAACAACUGGGGCUUUAACCUGUCACGCGGCCAGGCUCUACUGGACAAGUGGAACAAGGUCCCCGUGGGCAUCGACAUCCUCAUGACUCAUGGGCCCCCCCUCGGUUUUCGGGACUGGGUCCCCAGGGAUCUGCAGAGAGUGGGCUGUGUGGAACUCCUCAACACGGUGCAGAGGAGAGUUCGUCCCAAGCUGCACGCUUUCGGCCACAUCCACGAGGGAUAUGGUAUCAUGACAGACGGCUUCACAACGUUCAUCAACUCCUCCACCUGCACAGCCAGCUACCAGCCCACCAACCCCCCGAUCGUCUUUGACCUGCCCAACCCACCGACCUCCUGAGAGAGCACCACCACCUCAUCACCAGACUUUACCCUGGCGUUGGUCUACUUCUCCUACAAAGAAAACAUCUAACUUAAGUAAUGACUGCAUCAUGAACGGAUCUGAAGAUCAUUCAGAAUUUUUUGUCCAUUGGACCUCCUCUUGGAAAACUGGAGAAUGAACUCCUGGACCCAGCCAUAUUGAUACUACAUUGUAGGAACAUCUGUUUAAAAGACUUUUGGAGCUACCAGUAUCAUAUGCUCUUGUACCAGAACACAUAAGCUUCUCAUUUUGAAAGACUCAUCAAAAAAGUGCAUUUAAGGGUACUCAAACUUGUCAGCAAUACUGUACUUGAUCUACGUUUCGAAUUUAAGAGUGGCUCUCUUGAUGUAUAUUUGCUUAUUUAUUUAAGGUCUUUGUAUUAUUAUAGUGGUAAAAUUUGAGAAGUCUGGAAUCCCCCUGUAUAAACUCCACUCUGCUGGUUCCUGCCCGGCGUAGCCAUAAAACUUGCCACGCAUGGAUGGGUCACUCGUUAUAAUUUAGCGGGUUUAUGUGUUCAAGGACAGCUUCAAUCGGGUUCCCCCCUCAGUGAAAUGAAACUGAAAUUCAAUGUCGAAUGGUUGGUGACAUGACAGUUUAGAAUUGUAAUCACUGUCAAAUUGAGGAUGUGUGUAUGCGUGUGUGUUUGUACAUUAGAUGUAUAGUAUCAACUCAUCAAUUUGAUUUGAUGCAUUUUUUUUAAAUUUUUUAUUUAAUGGAAUUUGAUGAAAUGUGAAGAUGAGUCCAUUGAAACAAAAGCUUGUCAACCUUCUGUAUCCAAACCACCACCAUUAGUGAACUUCUUUGUCCUUUGUGGUGUAAAAUGCCAUUAUAAUUAUUAUCUUUAAACUAUAUGUGCGCUUGUAUUCUUUGUUUUGCACUGCGUGUUGAAAUGCAAUCUUGCUCGCACAAAAAAAAAACAUAGCCAUCAGUCAAUGUCACUUCAGUUGCUCUUAAUGCUCUGUACCCAUGUUUAUGAGACCUUUUUUAUUCAUCAUGGUAUCUAGCUGACUUUAUAUGCAAAUAAAGUCGCAACAUUUUUACUUUA
Messenger RNA from Clupea harengus (Atlantic herring), 2267 nucleotides. RefSeq names its product metallophosphoesterase domain containing 2b (gene mpped2). The record is from RefSeq and is a predicted model, not a curated record. Gene Ontology annotation, molecular function: hydrolase activity. Lineage: Eukaryota; Metazoa; Chordata; Actinopteri; Clupeiformes; Clupeidae.